Molecule: messenger RNA, 2495 nt
Organism: Cuculus canorus (common cuckoo)
Lineage: Eukaryota; Metazoa; Chordata; Aves; Cuculiformes; Cuculidae
Product: acrosin-binding protein-like
Exons: 10
Coding region: 687-2438 (583 amino acids)
Cellular component (GO): acrosomal vesicle; nucleus
Molecular function (GO): protein binding
Source: RefSeq, a predicted model, not a curated record
CCUUCUCCUAAGAGGAAUUUGGGAUAUCUAUCUUUGUGAAGUCUCCACGCUGUGGAGAAAGCACUUCAUGGGCUGCUCCCAUGCUGCACAGCCUUUAUGUCAGGCACCUGCAGCCAACUUGUGGCUUGAAUGGAUCUCAUUCCAAAUCCCAGUCACCAAAAGUCGGCACGCUUUCAUCUGCUGACAAAGAGAGCCUUCCAGCAGAUCCCCAUCUUGAGAAAAGCCCUGACUGACUGAAUGGCCACCCAUUAACAACUUUGCUCAGCUAAUGAAAGCUUUAUGAGAUUCUCCCUCUAAGGGAAAGUUUUGCAGGCCUUAGGAAGUCUCAUCUUCACAACCUUGCUCCAGGUUCUCCCCCUCUAUUUCAUUUGUAGAAAUACCAUCCCUGCCUAAUAACAGUUCUGUACCAUGUGUACGAUUUCUGCUCUUACUGAGUCUAAUGCUGUGGCUCAAGCAGGAGGGAGGCUUAGUUAAGUUACACACUUGAGAGCCAAACGAGGCUGCCCCGUGGUCACUGCUCAGCAGGCUUCUACCAGGCAUCUCCUUGCUGUGCCCUCCGAUGGACAGAGCUAGGCAGCAGAUCCUGCAGGGCCCCUGGGCCAACUCCUCAAGCUGUGCUCAUCGAAUAGUCCCUCUCACAUACUCCCAAAUGCACAGCUCUGUAGCCUGUGUGUUACAGCACAGAGAUGCUGUUUGUGGGGUUCUCUGAGCCUGGGGACAGCCUGGCCAGGUCUCCAAUGCCUUUGCAGGCUGUUGCCAGCCCCCACCGUGUCCCCCAGCAGAGGGGGAAGCUCCCAGGUCAUUCCCGCUCCCCCUGCUGCCUUUGUCCCCACAGCCCCAGCUUCCUCCUUCCUCGUGGGGUGCCCGUGUCCCCUGACAACCCACAGGUCACAGCCUGUGCCUCAGCCCCACGCCCCUUGACAACCUUCUUUGUUGCAUCACCCCGACUCAUCCAACCUCCUAGUGUUGCUUGGCCACCCAAAAGGACAGAGCGUCUGGACUCUGGAACAGACAUGGCGUCGUUGGCGUGCCUACUCGGCUUGCUGACCUUGCUCAGUUGUGUUACCGCAUCUUUGGCCCAUGCUCCGGGCAGCCCGCUUUCAGACAAGGAAUACCAGGCCUUCUUUCUCACCCUGUGGCCCCCCUGGAGGGCAGAGGUGUUGUGCACCAUCCGCCAGACGUAUGGCUGCCUUAGCCCAGGAAUCCUGAAGAUGGACCGGCUGGAGAACCACGGGGUUGUCCCCAAAGGGUCGAUCUGCUCCGACUUCCCAGAGAGGAUGCGGUUUGAGAGCUUCUGCCAGUUCGCCCACUACCGCUGCUUCCAAGGCCAGUUCUAUGUCAAGCGAAUCCGGUGUCCAAAUACGUCCACUCAUAAAAACCUCUUUCUAGCGGGGCAACAUGAGGCCGUGGGCUCUGGAGUAAAGGAUCAGAGCUCCCCUGCGAGAGAAGCCCCAGGGCAGGCUUCUGUCUCACCUCCUGGUGCCCUGCUGGAGUCGACGGGGCUGCUUCCGCUACCACCAACCGUGCCAUCGCCGGCUGCCCCUGCCCCCUUGCCUAACAAGCUGGAAUCCCCUGCCCAGGAAGAGGCAUCGUGGAAGCAACGCCUGUGGAGCAGCAUCUCGAAGCUCAUCUCCUGGGCCCUCUCCACAGAGAACCCAUUGGGCUCCUCUCCACAGCGCAGCCCGGAGGCAGGGGCAGGGAGCACACCCAGCACUGCUCAGGAGGCAGCACAGGCAGCUGCUCCUCAUGGCAGUCUUUCAGACCUCAAGAAUGAGGAGGCAGUGAUGAUCCUGUGCUCUGUGGUGAUGAAGGAAGACUGUCUCACAUCACUGCUCACCAAGGCUUGGAAGGAGCUAGAAGAGAGACUCUUUGGCUUUGGAGAUUCGGUGUGUGACAGCAUGGGUCGGCGCCACAUGGACCUGCACCCUCACUCUGCUUUCUGUUCGCUGAAGAUGGAGCAGUGUCAGAACAUGAAAAACGUGAAACGCGUUCACUGUGAUUCAGGCAACUUCACCAACUACAUCAGCCCUCAGGUCUCAGCCCAGCUCCAGGCUGCAGAGAAGGAGACCAGCUCCUCACAGCCCUUGCAGGUCAACAACGUGGAGAAUUUAGGAGGGCCGAGGGUAGAGCGGUGGUGCAGCCGGAUAGCGAGCCAUGGUUGCGAAGAUCCUCGUGUGUCUCUGUGGUUGAAGGCAGAGUACAAUGCCUUCCAAGAAGGAGAUGCCCCAGCCCAGGUCUGCGACUCAAACGGAGUGAGGUACCCGAACUACUGCACCUUCAAGAGCCACCAGUGUCUCCAGCAGAGCCUCUACAAUCAGACGGUGUCUCGCCACGGCUGCCAGAGAAAUGCGAGCUACCGAGUGCUGAGUGAGAAGGAGGGAGAGGAGCAGGUGCAGCUGUGGCGCCAGAAGUUCCGCAGCCUGUGGAUAACAGGCUGAUGCACAGGAGCAGGAGGACACGCGGGAAGCGCAGCGCUCCAGGGCAGUCCCUGUUGC